UUCAGAAUUUGCGAAUUAUUCAGUUUCAAUCAGAAAACUAAAAAUGAAGUUUUGUCUUUUCGUUGUAUUAUUCGGUGUUUUCACCAUAUCCAUGAGCAUGGCCUUAAAUGGCUAUACAGUUGAGGAGAGAAUCCAAAAUGGGAAUAACGAUGCGGCAGCUCGAAAAGACCAAAACAUACUCGGAUUGAAAGGUUCAACAGAACAACUAGCAGAAGUAAAGUAUAAAAAAGUGCUUGAUUUAUUGAGGCAAUACCUCAUUGGACUGCAAAAACUACCCAAGGUAGAAUUUGGUGACUUAAGUGAUUUAGACAAGUUGGAGAAAGCUCUGGAGAAUAAAGAUGUUAAACAUUUAAUAGAACUACUAAAGGACUUCCUUGUCGGUGUGCAAAAAUUACAAGAAACUCCAGGAAAAGCUACUACUGAUGCAAAACCUGCUGCUGCAAAACCAGCAGCUGAGGCUAAACCAGCUUCACCAAAAUAAGUUUUGUGAAUAUCUAAAAUUAGAAGGAAAAUAAAAAAAUAUAUUAAUUUACUCUUA
Molecule: messenger RNA, 538 nt
Organism: Tribolium madens (black flour beetle)
Lineage: Eukaryota; Metazoa; Arthropoda; Insecta; Coleoptera; Tenebrionidae
Exons: 11
Coding region: 44-481 (145 amino acids)
Source: RefSeq, a predicted model, not a curated record